UAGUAUUACAUAAAAUAAAAAAUAAAAUAUAUAUAUAUGCAAAAACCCAUUUUUAGUAAGAUUGUCACUUUAGGUGACUAUGCUGUGGGCAAAAGUAGUUUGAUACAAAGAUUCACCAAAAACGAUUUUACUGAUACUAGAACAUAAACUGUGGGUGCUGAAUUCUCUCCUAAAUAAAUAUUAAGAGAUGGAAGAUUAAUAGAAUUAUAGAUUUGGGAUACUGCAGGUCAAGAAGUUUACAGAAGCAUUGCUAAACUCUAUUACAAGGGUAUUUAAUUAUUCUUAUAAAUUAGAUGCUAAUUUUGCAAUUAUUGUUUAUGAUGUAACAAAACCUAAAUCUUUUGAAGUACUUAAAUUUUGGUUGGAAAAAUUAUUCGAAGAAGGAUUGAGUGAUAUUAGUAAUCUUGAUUUCAUAUUCAAUUUUAGCCAAGUUCAUUAUAGCGAAUAAAAUUGAUUUAGAAUCGCAGGUCCCUUUAGAGGAAGUUAAACAAUAUGCUAAUUCAUUUGAUCCAAAAAUACAAGUUUUUGAAACUAGUUGUAAACAAAAUAUUGGUGUUUUUGUAUUGAUUCGGUAUAAUUUUAGGAACUGUUCAAUCACAUUGCUGAUUUAGUGAAUGAGAAAGAAAAGUAAUAAUAACAAUAGAAAAGAGAAGAGAAGCCAGCAAUUAAAAUAGUAAGCUCUGAGAAUAGAAACGAUUCUGAAAAUUCUUGUUGUUGA
Molecule: messenger RNA, 718 nt
Organism: Paramecium octaurelia
Lineage: Eukaryota; Ciliophora; Oligohymenophorea; Peniculida; Parameciidae
Source: the annotation of a GenBank genome assembly